GCUCCGAGCGCUGCGCUGCGCCCCGCCAGCCCCGCGGCACCGGCAGCGGUGAGCGUGGCAGGCUAUGGGAUGGAUGAAGCUGAGCAGGACCAGUAUGAAGUUCGCCUCAAGGAGCUCUUUGACAGCUUUGACAGCACAGGCACGGGCUCCCUGGGCCAGGAGGAGCUCACUGACCUCUGCCACGUGCUGCACCUGGAGGAGGUGGCCCCAGCCCUGCAGCAGACCCUGCUCCAAGGAAACCUCCUAGGCAGGGUCCACUUUGAUCAGUUUAAAGAAGCACUUAUCCUCAUCUUAUCCAGAACCCUGUCAAAUGAGGAGCACUUCCAAGAAUCAGAUUGCUCCCCAGAAGCACAGCCCAAGUACAUCAAGGGCGGCAAACGCUACGGGCGCCGCUCGCUGCCGGAGUUCCCCGAGUCUGUGGAGGACUUUGCCGAGGUGACAGUCAUCGAGCCGCUGAGCGAGGAGCCACAUCCUGCCCACAUUGCUGCCAGCCAGGAGCACUGGAAGACGCGAGGCAGCGAGGAGUACGAGGCCGAGGGGCAGCUGCGCUUCUGGAACCCAGACGACCUCAACGCCUCCCCUGGGGCCUCCCCGAGCCCAGACUGGAUCGAGGAGAAGCUCCAGGAGGUCUGUGAGCACCUGGGCAUCACCAGGGAUGGGCACCUGAACAGGAAGAAGCUGGUGUCCAUCUGUGAGCAGCACGGGCUGCAGGCGGCGGCCGGCGAGGUGCUUGAGGAGGUGCUCCAUAACCUGGAGCAAGAUGGGACCAUGAGCAUAGAGGAUUUCUUUUAUGGCCUGUUCAGAAAUGGGAAAUCUCUCACCCCCUCAGCAUCCACUCCGUACCGGCAGCUGAAACGCCACCUCUCCAUGCAGUCCUUCGAUGAGAGCGGCCGGCGCACGACCACCCCCUCGGCCAUGCCCAGCACCAUCGGCUUCUCCCUCUUCUCCAGCCUGGAUGAUGGCAUGGGCUAUGGCUGUGUGGAGGAGGUCCUGGACUGCUGGCACCAGGAGGGCAUCGAGAACAGCCAGGAGAUCCUGAAGGCUCUGGACUUCAGCUUGGAUGGGAAGGUGAACCUGACGGAGCUGACGCUGGCGCUGGAGAACGAGCUCCUGAUCACCAAGAAUGGGGUGCACCAGGCAGCCCUGGCCAGCUUCAAAACCGAGAUCAGGCACUUGCUGGAGAGGUUUGACCAGGUGGCCAGGGAGAAGGAGAAGCUGCGCUCGGACCUGGAGAAGGCAGAGAAGCUGAAAUCCCUGAUGGCCUCAGAGGUGGACGAUCACCACGCGGCCAUCGAGCGCCGUAACGAGUACAACCUCAGGAAGCUGGAUGAGGAGUACAAGGAGAGAAUCUCUGCCCUGAAGAACGAGCUGCGCAGGGAGCGGGAGCAGAUCCUGCAGCAGGCCAACAAGCAGAGGCUGGAGCUGGAGCAGGAGAUUGAGAAGCUGAAAACGGAGGAGAAUUACACCCGGGACCGCCUGGGCCUGGCCCUGAAGGAAAACAGCCGCCUGGAAAACGAGCUCUUGGAAACAGGAGAAAAACUGGCUGAGUGUGAAAGUCUGGCAAGCAAGCUGCAGAGGAACUUGGAAAAUGUCCUGGCUGAGAAGUUUGGUGACCUGGAUCCCACCAGUGCAGAGUUUUUCCUGCAGGAGGAGAGGCUGGCCCAGAUGAGGAGCGAGUACGAGCAGCAGUGCAGGGAGCUGCAGGACCAGAUUGAUGAGCUGCACUCAGAGCUGCAGGAGUUCCGUGCCCAGGGCAGAGUGCUCAGGCCUGCCCUGAGGAAUUCCCUGUCAGAGGAGUUUGACAUUGACAUGAAGAGCCAUGGCACCAGUGGGAUUGAGCCUGACCAAGGACUCGGUUCAGAAGACUGCAACCCAUUAAAUAUGAGCAUAGAGGCAGAAAUGGCCAUUGAGCAGAUGAAGGAGCAGCACCACAGGGAUCUGCAUCACCUCAAACAGGAGCUUGAAGACACAGUGAGCCAUUAUGAAAAGCAGCUGGAUGAGACAAAAGCCCACUGGGAAAAGGAGCAAGAGGAUCUGAGGCAGAAGUGUGCUGAGGAGAUGAACGCCAUGGAACAGCAGAUCACUGGCUUCAAAACUCAAAUAGCAGAGCUGCAGGGAGAGGCAGCAGCGCUCAGAGAGCAGCAGGAGAAGCUCAGCCGCAAACACAGCGAGGAGAAAAACAAAUUACAGCUGCGUUUUGACGAGGAGAAAGCCAACCUGCAGGAGCUGCUGAGGCAGGAGCAGGAAGCUGAGGUCAGGGCCAGAGUGGAGCAGCUGAGUGAGGGGUUCAGGCAGGAGCGGGAGGAGCUGACCCAGAAGAGCGCCUGGGUGCAGGAGGAGAUGAGAGCGGCGGUGCAGAGCCUGCAGCAGGAGAAGGGGCGGCUGGAGCAGGGCUUCCAGGAGCAGCUGAGGAGGCUGGCAGAGCUGCACGCCCUGGAGAAGGAGGAGCUCCAGCAGGAGCUGCUGAGGAAGCACCAGCAGGAGCUGGAGGAGGAAAGGUGUGAGGCCGAGAAGCUCCGCGAGGAAAACGCCGUCCUGAAAAACGAGGUGACCCUGUUAAAUGAGGAGGGGAGCGCCUCCAGCCUGAAACUGCGGGAGCUGAAUGGAUCCAGGGAAGAAAUGAGGCAGAAAAUAGAGGCUGUGCGAAAAGAGAAAGUGGCUGUGCAGAAGAUGGUGGACAACCUGAAAAAGCAGGUGGCUGAUCUGAAGACCAGGAACCAACAGCUGGACUCUGAAAAUACAGAACUCAGCCAGAGGAACUCCAAGAACCAGGCAGAUGUGCAGGAUCUCAACCAACAGCUGGCAAGGGUGCUCAAGCAGAAGGAGAGGGAAGAGGGGAAGUGCACUCUGGAAGAAUGGGAAAAGGAGAGGCUGCUGCUGAAAGAGGAGCUGGAAAACUCCAAAAUCGAGUCAUCAAAUAUGGUGUCAUCCUUGGAGAUGGAUUUGUCCAAAAUGAAGGUCCAAGCUCAUCUACUGGAGCAGGAGAACCACAUCCUCAAGCAGGAGCUGGAGAAGACAAAGCAGGUGCCCAGGUGUCCUGAUCUUGCUGAGCUUCAGAAUGAAGUUGCAGGUUUGAUCGCUAAAAAUGAAAAGCUGCAGAAAGAGAAAGAAGCCCUGAGUGAGGAACUGAACAGAUGCAUUGAGAAGGUGGCUCAGGUCAGCUGCCUGGAGAGUGCAGUUGGCAGCUUGGAGCAGGAGCAGAAAUCCUGGGAGCAGCAGAGCCAGGCACUGAAAGCACAGCUCAGCCUCUCCCAGGACAAGGUUCAGAGCCUGAGUGAAGCUCUGCAGAGCAGCAACCUCCAAAUGUCCCGGCUGAAAUCCGACCUGCAGCUGACACAGCAGGAGAAGGAAAGUCUGGAACAAGAAGUGAUGGCACUGCACAAACAGCUGCAGGGCACCAGUGAAAAGGUAAAGGCAUCUCAGGAGAACCUGGUUCUGGAAGUGGCUGUGCCUCCCUCAGGGCUGCAGGAGCAGCAGGGGCCCAUCCCCUGGGAUGAGCAGGAGCUGCUCAGGCAGGACCACGAGAGGCUGCAGAGGGAAGUGCAGAGCACAAAAACAGACCUGGCCCACUGCAGGGAAAAGAUCCGACAGCUGGAAUCCACAAUCCUGUCCCUAAAGCACCAGAAGCACCAAAGCCAGGCAGGGAUUGUCAAAGCCAUGGAGCAGGAGAAGCUGAGCUUGAAGAGGGAGUGUGAGCAGCUGCAGAAGGAGCUGUCAUCUGCAAACAGGAAGAUCAGUCAGAUGAAUUCUCUUGAACGUGAACUGGAAAGCAGCUCAGAAAAUGAAGGGCUGAGAAAAAAGCAAGUCAAGCUGGAUGAUCAGUUAAUGGAGAUGCUCCAGUCCAGGGGGAUGCAUAGCCAGAGCUCCCAGCAGCGAGGCUGUGCCACGGUGCCCAGGGAACAGUUCCUGCAGCUCCAGCAGCAGCUGCUGCAGGCGGAGAGGAGGAGCCAGCACCUCCAGGAGGAGCUCCAGAGCAGAGCCUCAGGGACAAACAUGCAGCAGGAGGGUCAUGAGCAGCUCCUAAAAAUGAUGGAAGAGAGAAUGAUGGAUGUGGAGCAGAAAUUAAGGCUUGUGAAGAGGCUUCUCCAAGAUAAAGUCAAUCAGCUGAAAGAACAACUUUCCAAGAACACCAAGGCAGAUGCCAUGGUCAAGGAUCUCUACGUGGAGAACGCGCAGCUGCUGAAGGCUCUGGAGGCGACAGAGCAGAGGCAGAAAACUGCAGAGAGGAGAAAUUAUCUACUGGAAGAGAAAAUUGCCAAUCUCAACAGAAUAGUGAAGAAUUUGGCCUCCCCCUCCUUCAGCCCAGAGAUCAGGUCAUAGCAAAGCUGUUGUGUGUCACAGCCCCUGCACUUUACUGAAAUGGGAAUAUUUCAGCUUCUCACUGCGUUGCCUUUUCUACUGAAUGAGUUUUGGUUACAAAUGCCUCCCCAGAGAGCACAGAGCUGAUUCCCAAAAUGGACACUACCAAAGGAGAAUUUUGUUGGUUCCCAAAUUGGGUUUUUGCUAAGUUUUGCCUAAAAAUAAUCAUCACUAUGUAAAAAACUUCAAACUUAUGUUUUUCUAGGUUAACCUAUUUUGAUGCCUUGGCUUUCAUUACAAUCCAAAUUCUGAAUUACCUGUACUGGAUCAUCUAGAUUGAAGCAAAGGCCUAAAGAAAACUCAGACUGUUGAACUGAAAACUUAAUAUAUUCAGCUUUCUAAAAUAGCUCCAAACCUAGAAAUGCUGAUGGGUCAGUCUUCAACACUCAGCAAAAAUGUAAUUGAAGGCAAGACUUUGCUGCUAUGGGCUGUGUCCUGUGAACUUAUUCUGGUUUCUCUAAAGCAAUUAUUCAUCUGGUUUCUCUAAAGCAAUUAUUCAUUAGGCUUCUGGGUUGUUCUUCAUGGCUGUUCCUCUGCAGAGCUCAGAAAAAAGAGAUUUAUUUAAAAUACAGAACUAGACUACUGCCUCCAACUAAGUGUGACAAUAUUUCAUCUGAAGGAAUUUCCCAACUAGCAAAUAAAGACUAUAAUUUCCUUUUUUUUUAAGCUGUGCUGCCAGACAACUCUGAAUUGUAGAGGCCUUACUGGUUUUGUAUAUGGAAAUAAGUUAAACCCAGGAAGAGUCACUCAGCAGAAGCAGAGCUGGGAGCUUUGUGUGAUUUGUGAAUUCAGUAAAGCAGUGCAGUGCGUUUAUUAAACUGCUGGCAGAAGAAUGGAGAGGAGCACUGGGAUGAUUUUGUCAGUGGGAUCCUGGUGUUGGAGCCCUCAUGAGCAUGGAGCUUUGCAGGAAUGCAGCAUUUGCUCUGACCUGAGGAAUCAUUUGGAAAAGUCUUGUCUUUCGUGUUAAUCCUAGUGCAGAACCUGUCAUUAGUUGUGAAGAAACACAUUCAGUGUAAUCAUGAAGAACUCAGGGAGCAGCAGCCUAAAUCAGCUUCCUUCGGCUGUAAAUGUGGGUAUAAAUGUCAGCAGAGGGAGGUAAGCACCCCUGAGGGAAAGCAGGACAAAACAAAUUGGAUUUGGGUCAGUAUUUCCUUGGUGCUCCUUACCCAGGUUCCAGAGGAGCAUCGAGGUUUGGGAUGAGUGGAAAAAUGAAAUUUUUUUGGGAACACCUUCAAGACAGAGGGGUUUGCCAGAGGAGCAGCUGGAUGAGAGCCUGCCUGCUCAAGGGGGUAUGUGUUAUCCUGCCCUGCCUCCCCUAAAACAGUCAGACACAAUUAAACAUUGGAAAUAAACUGGGGCCAUUCUGGAGUACUUGAAACUGGACCUCUUUAAAUGCAAGGUUGGGAGGGGGAGGAAGAGGUGUUUUGUCUCAGAGACCACUGGCAAGCUGAUCAUUGUGUCAGGAGCCAGAAUUCCUCCAGAAACUGGGGUAAAACUGCCUGCAAGCUGUGGAGGAGCAGGUGGAAAAUGAGAUUUGCUGUGUACUGAUGUGGCUGAGAGGAUGUUCUCUGUGUCUCUGGGGUUAUUCACCCAUUUUGGAGGGGUUGUGGACUGAACCCACAAACCCCAAAGACACAGGGAGUGACUUUUUCCUCCUCCUUUUCCUCCUCUAUUGCUUUGUGCAGGCAACAAAGUGGAAAUGGAAAUAGAAUCAUGGAAUAACAUCACGUUGGAGUCCUCAUAAAUUAUUUCACUGCUGUGCUCUUCUUAUUGCAUGUAGUGGAGAUUUCUCCAAGUCAUCCCAAAUUCAAGGAUUUAGAUUUUUUCAGAGGCUGCAAAAAUAUUUUCACAAACUGGAAGUGUCUUAAAAUUAUAGAAAUCUGAGGGUUUGAAAAGCUGAAGUAGUGAUUUAUUGGUGUUUUCAUCACAAAGUGGUGUGAGUUACAUGAUAAUAAAUCUGUGUGGGUACCAGGGCUGUGUGUUGGCAAAGUGGGAACUGAGCACACCCUAAACCCAUGCUCUGGAAAUCAGCAAAGUUCCAAAAUAAUUCCAGGAAACAAAAGAAAUAAGGUUCAGAACUGUAUUUGUAAAAAAAUAUUAUCUAGUACAUUUAAAGACUACUUCAUACCUUGACCUUGAUUUACCUGUGUCUGUGACCAAAGUAUGAAAGGAAGGAAUGAAUAUUUCACUUAAAUUAUUGUGCAAUUAUUUUCAUGUUGCUCAAUUUAAAGGCUGGACUAAUUCUUUUAAUCUCCUGGUAGUUACCAGGCUUUUAUAAACCAAACACAGACAUUGCUAGAGCACAGCACCAAAAAGGGAGAAGCAGAAAUAGGGAAAAGGGACUUUUGGUUUUUUCCCUUUCUCCCCUAUCCUACUUUGCUGUAUUUUCACUAAACCUCAGAAAAAAACCAACUUAACUACAGGAGAGAGGAGGAGGAAAACGUGCUGUUGGUAAAAACUCCAAUUUCACAGGAAGAUUUGUGUGGAUUGAUUCUCAGAAGUGCCUUUUGCCUUCCUGUCCUGUAGUGGCUGGGGUGCCACAGGACAAUUCAGGACAAUCCCUUCCCACAAGGAGGGAUCCCAGAGAAAGGCAGAGCUGCUUCCACACGUUGCUCCUGAGUUCAGUGUGGCAGCUCAGAGGAGAAGCAGCUGUUUUACAGAGUCCAGGCUACUGAAAAUAAGCAUAGAAACACAUAAUUUAUUAAGCAUUAGGGGUGUUUUGUGCAUGAAUGUGUCUCCUAUGCAGAAUAGGCAAAAAAACCAAAGUAUUUAAUGUUAUUGUUGCUGUCAGAAAUCACUGAACUUUUAGGCCUUGUUCCUACAACAGGCCCUGCCAUGUCAGAUAUGAACUACUUCAUUACCAGGUGGUGUUUUAAAUGUUUUCAGCUCUUACUUUAUGAAUCACUGUGAAAAUAAAGGCACAUAGACAUUUCAGGUUGGGGGUUCUGGAAGGGGACAGACCCCAGGUUAAACAGAGGUGUACAAAAUUCACGCAGCUCAAGUGCUGCUUGUCAGUUUAGAAUGAUUUAAAAGUCUUCAUUGUGGCACAUGCUGCAAGUGGGACUUUAAAUACAAGGAAAAAUGGAGUUGUUUGAAUUCUGCUUGGGGAAAGAAACAGGAUAUUAACAUUUUUUAUUUUAGCCAGGUUAUAUGUUAGGUAUAGCAGGGGGGAACAGUCUGGAUUGAUAAAGAGUAAAAUCCUUUUGUUUACUUCCAGCAAAUGCCAUCCCUGUCACUCAGGUUUUCCAUCAUUUACCUGUCCAAUCUCUGUUCGGUGUCGUUUCAUGACAAACAACUUGUGUAUAAAGGAAAACAAAUGUAUAUUAUUUUUUUUCUAUUGAGUUUGUUUUGUUCUGGUGUAAUAUAUUGUCCUUAGAACAUCAUGUAAAGCAGAGAGAUGAAGCAACUGAUACAUUAUUUAUAAUGAGCAUAAAAAAU
Molecule: messenger RNA, 7797 nt
Organism: Melozone crissalis (California towhee)
Lineage: Eukaryota; Metazoa; Chordata; Aves; Passeriformes; Passerellidae
Gene: NIN
Product: ninein
Exons: 29
Coding region: 70-4320 (1416 amino acids)
Biological process (GO): microtubule anchoring at centrosome; centrosome localization; centrosome-templated microtubule nucleation
Cellular component (GO): centriole; mitotic spindle pole; pericentriolar material
Molecular function (GO): calcium ion binding
Source: RefSeq, a predicted model, not a curated record